Tympanuchus pallidicinctus (lesser prairie-chicken) is the source of this 1017-nucleotide messenger RNA. Its product is annotated as C-factor-like. NCBI's taxonomy places the organism in Eukaryota, Metazoa, Chordata, Aves, Galliformes, Phasianidae. Bases 93 to 917 code for a protein of 274 amino acids. The record is from RefSeq and is a predicted model, not a curated record. The transcript has 7 exons.
UCAGUGUGAGUAGGCUAUAAGUCGAGCAAGCUAUAAGAAGCAUUUGGGCACUGAGCAAACAACGUGUGCUGAGCAGAAGCAGGAGAAGCAACAUGGGAGAGCUGCGUGUCCGCUCCGCUCUGGUGACUGGGGCCAACCGGGGAAUCGGCCUGGGCUUUGUCCAGCACCUGCUGGCAUUGCCAAACCCACCUGAGUGGGUCUUUGCAGGCUGCCGGGAUCCCAAGGGACAGCGAGCGCAGGAGCUGCAGAAAUUGGCCUCCAAGCACCCCAACCUGGUCAUCAUCCCGCUCGAAGUCACCGAUCCCGCCAGCAUCAAGGCGGCCGCAGCCAGCGUCGGGGAGCGCCUCAAGGGCUCGGGGCUGAACCUCCUCAUCAACAACGCUGGGAUCGUAAGGGCAAACAAGCUUGACAAUGAAACACUGAAGGACAUGGCCGAGGUGUACACCACCAACACCAUCGCACCUCUGCUGCUCAGCCAGGCGCUUCUGCCACUGCUGAAGAAGGCAGCCCAGGGGAGCCCAGGCUCAGGGUUGAGCUGCAGCAAGGCAGCCAUCGUCAACAUUUCCAGUAAUGGGGGUUCAAUCAAAGAAGUCUACUUAUGGGAAGGCAUACAAGCUGUCAAUUAUCGCUGCAGCAAGCACGAUGCCCCUGUUCCCCACCUGAUCCCCAUGCUGUCUCCACAGGCUGCUCUCAACAUGCUCACCAGGUGCCAGUCCAUGGGGUACCGGGAACACGGCAUCUUCACUGUUGCUUUCCAUCCUGGCUGGGUGCAAACAGACUUGGGACGUGAAGGGGGAGCUGAGCCCCCCGUGACGGUGGACGCGAGCGUAGGAGGGAUGCUGAAGGUGCUCUCCAAACUCUCCGAGAAGGACAGCGGGUCCUUCCUGGACUGGGAAGGGAACGUUGUGCCCUGGUGAGGUGCUGGCCCGGCCUCGUGCCUGGAUCCUGGCAGUGGCCCCUCUGCUGCUGCCUGACCUCUGCUUGCUCUUCAAUAAAACCAUAUCUGUGAACAGCAAA